AUGACAUGCAGACGAUGGAGUUAUUUGCAUAGAAAUUUUCGAUGCCUUGUUUGCUCAACUUGUACCUCGUGCCUUAUUGUUUCCGGUUCACUUAUUUUAUUCCUAAUUGGUCAAAUUUUCGAUUCCCAUUUUUUAAUAGAAUAUCCGUGUUUUACGUAUUUCUUCGGGAUUUACGCGGACGCUUUCUCGACUUUUUUAAUCACAAUCGAGCGUGGAGUGGCUACAGUACAAGCGAAAGAUUAUGAGGCAAAGAAGAGGAAUCUUUACCUCAAUUUUUUCUUAUUUCUCCUGCCGUUCUCCUGCAGCGGGCUCUUCAUCUGGAUCUACUACUCGGAAAUCAUUCCGUUUGCUGACGUGAUUAGCAGUGUCCUUUUUGCGAUGAUCGCUCUUGGUUGUCUUAUGGAAAGCCUCGUCCUCUACUUUCACAACAAGAAAGCGUUGAGCACAAGGAAUGAGAAACAUUUGACGUUGUCUGCUAAAUUUCAAUACUCUGAAAACUUUUCCUUAUCGAAAACUUUCCUCUUCGUCGCUGCAAACGAUUUACUAACCUGGGUGAUUCUAUCAAUUCUCUAUUAUUUCGCUUCACUUUUACAAAAUGGAACGACAUUAUUAGCUUCGUAUGACAAUUGGAUCAUGGAUCUUUGUGAUUCGGUUUACCUCGAGAAAUGUUUCGUUUUCUAUAUGGCUCUCUAUUUCUCACAUCGUAAAUAUGUGCGUCGAUCGAAUCGCGUUCGCCCGGAGCCCUUAAAAAUCACCUCGCAUCUUCACUUUGGCUCGCUGAAAGACUCGUGGGAGAAUCGAAUUGAUCGACGUUUUUCGUAUCGA
This is a messenger RNA of Mesorhabditis belari, 825 nucleotides long. Lineage: Eukaryota; Metazoa; Nematoda; Chromadorea; Rhabditida; Rhabditidae. The record is from the annotation of a GenBank genome assembly.